Messenger RNA from Nicotiana attenuata, 1053 nucleotides. RefSeq lists its product as uncharacterized. The transcript is spliced from 3 exons. The record is from RefSeq and is a predicted model, not a curated record. Lineage: Eukaryota; Viridiplantae; Streptophyta; Magnoliopsida; Solanales; Solanaceae. The annotation marks the transcript as partial.
AUGACUAAUGGAACUCUUGAUACAUCUUCAACUCCAACAAUUUCUCGCACUGUAUUUCAUGAGGAUGAUUAUACUCAUCCAUGUCAUCCUCUCUAUGUUCAUCCAUCAGAUGUUUUGAGGACCUCGUUAGUAUCCACCCCGUUUGAUGGAACAGGAUAUGGUAGUUGGAGGCGUAAUGUCCUUGUUGCAAUCUCAAUUAGAAACAAACUAGAUUUUAUAAAUGGAAAUUCCCAGAAGCCUUCACCUGUUUCACCUCUUGCCAGACAAUGGCAGAGGUUUAAUGACCUUGUCAUCUCCUGGUUAGUAAACUCCUUGUCUAAGGAAAUAUCUCACAGUGUGGAGUAUUCAGAAUUUGCUAGGGAAAUUCAGCACGAGUUAGAAGAGAGAUAUGGUAAGGCCGAUGGUGUUGAAGUCUUUGAACUUAAGAAAGAGGUAUGUUCUUGUGGGGCUAAGUCUACAGAAGACGAGGAACAAAGGGCUUAUCAGUUUUUGAUGGGUUUGAAUGAUACAUAUGUCCAAACCAGGAGUAAUAUUCUGAUGAUGAAGCCUCUUCCUUCAAUUGGGGCUGUGUAUAGCAUCAUAUUAUCUGAUGAGAAGCAGAGGAAUGUGUCUUCUGGGACUCAGUUUCCUUCUACCUCUGCAUCUUUUAGUGCUGGGGUGUUCAAGCAGGGUUAUCCUUCUAAGGUGAAUUUUGAACCAUCUAAACCAAGUGUCACAUACAAAAACUGUAAGACACCUGGCCGUACUAUAGACAAGUGCUACAAACUCCAUGGUUAUCCCCCAAAUUUCAAGUUUACUAGAUCUCCUAACCUCAGAAAGACUGCUGCACAUGUUGAACUUACCAGUCAUGCUAAAUUUGGGACUGGUGACAUCUUUACUGAGCAUGGUACUCUUUCACAGUCCGAAGAUAUGUCUGAUAUCUCUGGACUUACCAAGGAUCAAUAUUCUCAAUUGACGUUGUUGCUUCAACAAUCACAUCUAUCUCCUUCUCCAUCUACAAGAAGCCGAGAUCCGUCUAAAUCUCGUGCUGAGAAUUCGAUCAAUCCUUCUAAG